AUGUCGUCCAAUAACCGCAAAAAACUGCUCCUGAUGGGGCGCUCUGGGGCCGGCAAAUCAUCCAUGAGGUCGAUAAUCUUCUCGAACUAUUCUGCGUUUGACACGCGUAGGCUUGGGGCGACAAUUGAUGUGGAGCACUCGCAUUUGCGGUUCCUGGGGAAUAUGACGCUGAACCUGUGGGAUUGCGGCGGGCAGGACGUAUUUAUGGAGAACUACUUCACGCAGCAGAAGGACCACAUUUUCCAGAUGGUGCAGGUGCUGAUACACGUUUUUGAUGUGGAGUCGCAGGAGGUGAUUCGUGACAUCGAGAUAUUCACGCGCGCGCUCAAGCACCUGAAGCGGUACAGCCCGGACGCCAAGAUAUUCGUGCUGUUGCACAAGAUGGAUCUUGUGCAGCUGGACAAGCGACAUGAGCUGUUUGAGAUCAUGAUGAGCAAGCUGCAGGAGACCUCCGCGGUAUACGGGUUCCCGGACCUGGUGGGCUUCCCGACCAGCAUCUGGGACGAAAGUCUCUACAAGGCUUGGUCCAAAAUCGUGUGCUCGUUAAUCCCGAACAUGAACGUCUACCAGUCGAACCUCAAGAAGCUGAAGCAGGUGAUGGACGCGCGGGAGAUCAUUCUGUUUGAGAAGGCCACAUUCCUGGUCGUGUGCUCGAGUAACACGUCGAUGGGCGAGGCGUUGGACCCGAAGCGCUUUGAGAAGAUCAGCAACGUGAUGAAGAACUUCAAGCAGAGCAGCAUGAAGCUGAAGAGCUCCUUCAAGACGCUUGUGCUGAACGACACCAUUUAUGUGAGCGAGAUUUCGCCCAACAUGAUGUGCUUUAUUGUCCUCACCAAGAGCGAUGAUCCCAAAGACCUAGUCCUCGAAAAUAUCAAGAAAGCCAAGCAGUAUUUUCAAUGA
This is a messenger RNA of Eremothecium gossypii ATCC 10895, 900 nucleotides long. It is a transcript of the gene GTR1, whose product is annotated as Rag GTPase GTR1. Gene Ontology annotation, molecular function: GTPase activity; GTP binding. Gene Ontology annotation, biological process: cellular response to starvation; cellular response to amino acid stimulus; positive regulation of TOR signaling. The transcript has a single exon. Gene Ontology annotation, cellular component: fungal-type vacuole membrane; nucleus; Gtr1-Gtr2 GTPase complex. Lineage: Eukaryota; Fungi; Ascomycota; Saccharomycetes; Saccharomycetales; Saccharomycetaceae. Bases 1 to 900 code for a protein of 299 amino acids. The record is from RefSeq and is marked provisional.